Schistosoma spindalis is the source of this 426-nucleotide messenger RNA. The record is from the annotation of a GenBank genome assembly. NCBI's taxonomy places the organism in Eukaryota, Metazoa, Platyhelminthes, Trematoda, Strigeidida, Schistosomatidae.
AUGUCUUCCAGUACAGCCAAAGAAGAGUUCGAUGAAGUUCAUAUGCAACUGACACAGUCUAGAGCAGAUGAUAUGGAAGCUGGUCGUUCAACCACAGGCUCUCCCCAGGGAUUGCCCUCAAAAUUAAUUACGAUCACAAGAAACAUAUUUACUCCAAUCUUUGUGGAGGCUUUUGUGCUCACAUUUUUUGCAGAAUGGGGUGAUAGGUCUCAAAUAACUACAAUUGUUCUCGCAGCUACAAAGAGUGCUUUGGGUGUAAUCGUAGGUGGAGUUGUCGGUCAUGCUUUAUGCACAGGCUUGGCUGUCCUUAUGGGUCGUUUUGUUGCUCAACGUAUUCCUGUACAAUGGAUUACAUUUAUCGGAGGUGUGACAUUUAUAAUAUUUGCGUUCAGUGUGUUUUUUGGGAAUCCAGACACAAAUUCUUAA